UUGAUCAACUUACUUGCACCUAAAACUAAAAAGUUACAUGCAGUGGCCAGUCUAAAACAAGAGCCAAUCAAAGAAUGAUCAAUCCAUUCCAAGGGGGGCCUAAAGGAUGUUGAAGCAGCCAUCAUGGGCCACGCCCUGUGUACCUGCUCCAGGGCAGUCAUCACCAUCAAUGACAAACGUUACCUUUUAAUCCAUAGGCUUGGGGAGGGUGGUUUUAGCUAUGUGGACCUUGUAGAAGGGUUGCACGAUGGGCAUUUCUAUGCACUCAAACGCAUCAUAUGCCAUGACAAAGAUGAUCGCCAGGAGGCCAUGCACGAAGUGGAGAUGCACCUGCUUUUUGACCAUCCCAACAUCCUGCCCCUGCAUUCGCAUGACAUGGUGGAGAGGGGAUCCAAAUAUGAGGCCUGGCUCCUGUUGCCCUUCCUUAAGAGAGGGACCCUUUGGCAAGAGAUUGAAGGUCUGAGAGAUAAAGGUGUCUUCAUGCCUGAGGAGCGGAUCCUUGCCAUCCUUCAUGGUAUCUGCCGGGGCCUACAGGCCAUCCAUAACAAGGGCUAUGCACACAGAGAUGUGAAACCUACAAAUGUGCUACUGGAUGAUGAUGACCAGCCAUUGCUGAUGGACCUGGGUUCCAUGAAUCAGGCACGCAUUGAGGUGCGGAAUUCCCGGGAGGCCAUGUCUGUCCAGGAUUGGGCUACCCAGCGUUGUACCAUCUCCUAUCGAGCACCAGAGCUGUUCACUGUUGAACGUGAAUGCAUCAUUGAUGAACGUACUGACAUCUGGUCCUUAGGCUGCGUUCUGUACUGCAUGAUGUUUGGCGAGGGGCCUUAUGACAUGAUCUUCCAAAAGGGCGACAGUGUGGCCUUGGCUGUGCAAAACCACAUCACCGUGCCCCAGAAUACCAGGUACUCGCCUGCCUUGGAACGUCUCCUCUCCUCUACAAUGGUGGUAAAUCCCCAGGAGCGUCCAUAUAUUGCUAAUGUCAUCAGUGAGCUUGAAGAGAUACAGCCAGCUCCCCCUGGACAGGACACCACACACAUCUAAGGCCACAGAAUGGGUGGAGAAGAUGGACGGCAGGAAAGUUGCUGCUCAAAAAGACUUGAUCAGGCCGGUGUGUUUGG
Molecule: messenger RNA, 1118 nt
Organism: Euleptes europaea (tarantolino)
Lineage: Eukaryota; Metazoa; Chordata; Lepidosauria; Squamata; Sphaerodactylidae
Gene: STK16
Product: serine/threonine kinase 16
Exons: 8
Coding region: 124-1041 (305 amino acids)
Biological process (GO): protein phosphorylation
Cellular component (GO): Golgi apparatus; cytoplasm
Molecular function (GO): ATP binding; protein serine/threonine kinase activity
Source: RefSeq, a predicted model, not a curated record